CAUUUGAAGACAAUGCAGAAAAGGGGUGACCGAUAGUAUCCCAGUACUGGACUGCGCUGUGCUUAGUCAUGCCCAGAAACUAUCAAGUAAUGAUACUGUUUAUGUGUGAAUGUGUUAGAAAUUGUGAUGUAGUGAAAAGGAAGACCAUGAAAUGGAAAAGGACUAAGGGAAGGAAGCUACAGAUAGUUCACUAAGGGGUGAACUAUCUUACAGAUUGAGGGACCAUUGUAUGCCUGUGACUUGGGAUAAAAAGAUAAAAGUUAUUUUUGGGUGACAAAACUGGAAAUGAUUAUAUUACUGUUGAAGUGUCCAAGGUGUCCUUAGAUAACAGGAGGAGCACAAAGAUGGUGUUAUGGAUUAAAUUGUAUCCCUCAAAAGCUCUUGUGGCAUUAUCCUUCAGUGGGGCUAUUGGGCUGACUUUUCUUAUGCUGGGAUGUGCCUUAGAAGAUUAUGGCGUUUACUGGCCCUUGUUUGUCCUGAUAUUUCACGCCAUCUCUCCCAUCCCCCAUUUCAUUGCCAAAAGAGCAACGUAUGACUCUGAUGCCACAAGUAGUGCCUGUCGGGAGCUGGCAUAUUUUUUCACUACUGGAAUUGUUGUUUCUGCCUUUGGAUUUCCUGUUAUUCUUGCCCGUGUGUCUGUGAUCAAAUGGGGAGCCUGUGGCCUUGUGCUGGCAGGCAAUGCAGUCAUUUUCCUGACAAUUCAAGGUUUUUUCCUUGUGUUUGGAAGAGGAGAUGAUUUUAGCUGGGAGCAGUGGUAGCACUUUAUUCUGAUAAAUUGCAUUUUAUUUCUUAGAAGUCAUGCUAUGUGUAUUUGUGUGCACAUGUGGCCUUUUACUAUGAAAUUUCCUAUGCUAUUUUUUUAUACCUUUAUAUCAUGUUCACUGUAAGAAGGACUACAGGAGAGAAAGCUCAGUUUUGUUUCCAGCUAAUAGACCUCUCCAUGUACUCAAGUUGAAUUCUUUUAUUUGUUUGGCUCUUCAUAUAGUCAUGGUGCUCUCAGAAGAUAUAUUAACACAGUCUUGUACACAGCCAUUCACUUGUGUGAUGCAUUUACAUAUUUUGCCUGGGGAUGAGUGUGGGUAAGCAGACAGCACUGGAGCAAGUCUGUUCUACUCAGGACUUCCAAGAUAUACUUGUGGCGCAGAGAGACAGAGCGGCUCCCUCUUUGUGUUGUAGACCCUUGCCUCUCGAAGUGUGGUCCAUAGAGCACCUGGCAUCUCUUAGGAGCCAGUUCAUACAGAAUCAGAGGUUCCUCCCCCCCCACCCCCCACCACAGAUCCAGUGCAUUUUAGAUGAGCUCCCAGGUGAAUUACAUGCACAUUAAAGUUUGACAAGUGCUGUCAUAGGGGAAUAAGUAUCACCUCUAGUGUCCUUGUCUUCCCUUUGGCCGAACAUCUUAACCUCUCUGGGUAUUAGCUGCUCGUUUGUAAAAAUUGUUUCACCUGCCUUCAUGUUGAGGCCUACUUCAGAGUCUCUCUGGUAUUUGUGAAAUGUCCAAACCUGUAUUGUUCCUCACAUUUGUGGAAUUGUUCUCAGUAGGGAACAGUUAUGUCUUCACUGUCUGAAAGGCAAUAGCUCUUUUCACAGAGCUGGGGAAACAGAAUAACUGCAAAGUAACAGAGUAACUGGGCUGUACCGAAGGAGGCCAGGCUGUAGCCAGUCCCUGCUUUAGCAGGGGGGCAAGAGCAGAUAGGUAAUACUUUCUAACUUCCCUUUAUAAUCACACACUUCUCCCCAGCUCCUUCUCUGUACUGCGUUCCACCUCCACCCCCCCUCCAAACCAACACACUCCCAGCAGUUCUGAUUUGCCUUUACUUCCUCACGGCUCUGACUUUUCCUUCCUACAGGAACAGGAGCCAAGUAAGCAAACAGAGGGUGCCCAAAGACGCUACUAACUGUCUUUCAUGCCUUGUAGAUCUUUUUAUAUAUAUGUAUAAAACCCCUCUGCCACUUUUAAGUGAAUCAUUGUGAGUACAUGCCACGCUAGAUCCUGUAGUCAGUUUUUGUAGCUCAACUUUUCGUCCAAGAUCUAUAAAGAAAAAUAUGGGAACUAGAACCACUUGAUGAGAAUACAAUGAUUUUAAAGGAUUAUUAAUGUGUGAUAACUGACACGCAUUGAAAACACUAAAAUUUUGAAGUUUGGAAUCUGAGGAAUUAGCAUAUCUUUUCGUAUUCUGGAAUGAUCUGGGACUAGGAGAAGACAAAAUUGAAACCUAAAAGGAUAAUGUGCAGUUAUAUUGUGGCCUUGUGCAUAAUUUUAUGUUUUCUUUUUUUUUUAACAUAUGAAAUUUAUUGUCAAAUUGGUUUCCAUACAAAACCCAGUCCUCAUCCCAAAAGAUGCCCUCUUCAAUACCCAUCACCUGAUUUUGUUUUCAAAGUUCUUUGUACAUGUAGAAUUGUUGACGUUAUUUCCAAUAUUUAUAAUUAGAAAAAUUAUAUAAACACUUUAUAAUUUUAGCCAGCGUUUUUAAUAACACUUGCACUUACUUUAUUGUAAUAAAUUUCUCUUUAACACAAAAGAAAGUUUAAUUUCAAAAGUCUUUCUUCUGAUGUAGCCUUGCUUAAAAGAUAAAAAAAAAAAUAAAGUAAGAAUCUCUUGGUGUUCUGAAAUGGGUAGUUUGAGCAAUACAGGAAUAGCAAUACAUUUUAAGAUAUCAUUUUGAAUGUCUAGUUGGCUUGUAAUAGCAUUUCUUUUCCUAAAACGGAAUCAGUGUUUAAUUUAUACUCCCUUUGACAAAAGUAUCUUUGUUGCUUAUACAUAUUUCAUAUUUCAGAUAACCAAGGUAGCCUUAAUAUGUAGCCUUAAAUAAAGCAUUGCCUCUUGAUUGUACUUCCAGAAUGAUAUAAAGUACACAUAGAGAAUAUUGGUAGCCAUUCCCUAAUAAUGGAAUGGUUUAUUGAAGUGAUAGAUUGUUGAAUUUGCUCUGUGUCAGAAAACAAACAUUUAUUUUUAGUGCUUAAGUGUCAUUAUAGAUGCCAGUGGGAAGUAUUGCUAUGAAUGUACAAUACAGAAGUUUCCUUUUGAUGACACACAUGUUGGGCAUUUCUUUUUCCUUAUAAAAAGUUCAUUUUUUUUUUUUCCUGUAUGCCAUAGAAAAUAUUUUGGAGAUUCAAAGCACAUUGCUUACAUUCUAAAACUAAGAAUACACAUAAAGAAUUGCUGACAAGUAAGUAAUCUUAUGAGGAAGUUCUUUAUCAUGUUCCAAACAACUGGUUUACAGGCAGACUUUGAAACACUUUCGCACAGCAAGUGGGAGGCUGGUGAUUGAGUGCCCAGGCCAAGCCUUCUGAGGGAGGCUAAACCCUGAUGUAGUUGACUUACAAUGCUCAAGGUGCCUGCCUGAGUUUUGGGUCUUGGAAACAGGGUAGUGUGGACAGGGUGGAGAAAGGAAAGCGGAAGUUUCCACCUCUUUUCCUAAGAACAAAGGUCUUCAAGUUUUGCAGCACUUUCCAUCCCCUAAUGCCCUUGGGGUCCAAGUACAUUCCCCUGAGUUUUGUUGGCCUCCUCUCCUGACAAGGGGCCUUCCUCCCAGCCUGCCCCACCUCCUGGGGCUCCUCAUUUUCCCAGAUCACCCAUCUCUCUACUUCUACCCAGUCCAUUUUCUUAUUAUAGCUGAUACAGUGCAGUGUGAAGAAGAAAGCAGUCUGGUCUACCUCUUUCCCAGAAAGAAAGGAGGACUUGUGCUCAUCUCCCCCUCAUCUGGAGCCCUUACCAGUGCCCCCAAUGUGUAGUGACCACGCCUGUGGCGGCUGCAGUUCUGCAGGGGAAUGCCUUGGAACCCAACGGCUCAUUCACAGAAAAUGGUAGUGUUUCCAAGUACAGUGAAAAAGCAUCCCAGCAGUUUAUAGAAGGGUAAUAUAUGGGUUAGGGGCAAACCUCUCAUUCCUCAUCCCUUCCUCUGGGUGGGUUCUCAGCUGGUCGUACUUUUCAUGGUUGUUCCUGUUCCUCCACUUGUGGACUCACAGAUUUUUCUUACAGUCCUCAAGAAAUCUAUACCUCUGAGGUAUUCCCUUCAUGAAGACUCUUCUAGAGGCCACAAUGUUUCAUUAAGUUAAUACCAUUCCUUAUACUCUCAGGGAAGUGCUUAGGAGAUGUCACAAAAAUAUGACAAGUUUGCAAAAAAUCCAGAUUUUGCACCAUAAUUUGACCAAAUUUUAUAUGGAUGCUAGCAUUUUCCAAGCAUAGUAGUUAGUUCACAACUAGAAAUUGUUAUUUCUGUAAAUGGAUGUAACUUGUGUGUUUUAAUUUUUUUCCCCCAUUCUGCCUCAUGAAAUACCUUAUUUGCAAAAAUCCCAGUGCAUAAUAGCUCAUUAUGCUAUUACAAUCACAAGGUGCUUUGUAGUGGCCAUGCUACCAGAAUAGAGCAGUGAUACGUGUAACCCCAAACAUGAUGUGAACAAUCUCCAGGACUGCUUUAGGUUGCAUUAUAUAUGUAUGAUGAGGACGAUUAUUUUUUAAAUAAAACUUGUUAUUUAUAAUUUCACAAAGACUUAUGUACGUUAUUAAAUUAAAAUGUUUAAUUUUUAGCA
This is a messenger RNA of Herpailurus yagouaroundi (jaguarundi), 4530 nucleotides long. RefSeq names its product leptin receptor overlapping transcript (gene LEPROT). Lineage: Eukaryota; Metazoa; Chordata; Mammalia; Carnivora; Felidae. Bases 345 to 758 code for a protein of 137 amino acids. Gene Ontology annotation, biological process: late endosome to vacuole transport via multivesicular body sorting pathway; negative regulation of growth hormone receptor signaling pathway. Gene Ontology annotation, cellular component: endosome. The transcript has 4 exons. The record is from RefSeq and is a predicted model, not a curated record.